GUUAGCCGCCAGGCCAUACUUUGUUGCAGCAUUCACAAGGAAAGUUGUGUCACGCUAGGAAUAAACCAUCAGGCAGUGAAACAUUCCAAACCCCACGCCUGAAAACAAAUUUUAACUGGCAACCAAUAUAUUCGUUUAAAACGCUGCAAAAAUCUUCUCUCCACCUUAGUAAUGUAGGAGCUCUAUAAUCUCGAUAUUUUUAGAUCUGCUUUUCGCUUCCUGUGAAUGAAUUGAAGCAGCAGCUGUAGGGAGAGCGGUUUUGGUUGAUUUCAAAAUAAAUUCUGCCUUGGUAGGGUUUCGUGAUAUUUUUCCUGCAAACUCUGCCCAUUAUUUUUAAUCGGCAUUGUUGACAGAACAACUCAAUUUGUGACGGAUCUUGAGGAUUGCUGAGAUAGAAAUGGAGUUAAAUAAAACUGAAAUAAAUUUAAGACGUUUGCUUGCUGCGGCUCCUCAACAGGAAAAUCAAGCCAAGCUUAUACAUUAUGUUGCAACAUUACGGGAACAACUAGCACAAUUGACUGGAGAAGGUACACCGGAAGGCUUACCAAGUAUAUCUGCUUCAAAAGCCAAGGAAUAUUCGGAGAAGAUUGAGGCACUUGCAGCAAGAAUAGAUUCCGAUCCUCAGUUGGAAGCUUCAGAACCCGCAAGAGUAUCAGAUGGCUUCUCUAUUGAAAAAGUUACUGAAUUGAAAGAGGAACACAUGAUCAAUGGAGGGAGUAUUGCAUCUACAUCCUCAACUCCUGUAUUACGGAAGAGACAUGUGCAUAGCGUCAAGGAUCAGAGUAAGGGUCAAGACAUUGUAACAGCUAAAAUAGAUUCGUCAGUAAAACUGGAUGCACCAGCUCAAGAGCAUAUCGAAAAGCACAGGAGACUUCAGGAGGAUUUGACUGAUGAAAUGGUUGAUUUGGCACACAAGCUAAAGGAAACCAGUCUUAUGAUUAAUCAGUCUUUGCUUGAUACUGAUAAGAUACUAGAUUCUACAGAGCGGGCAGUGGAACACAGUUUGGCAAGUACAGGACGUGCAACCGAACGAGCUGGAGAGAUUUAUUCUGAAAGCUUCAAAACUAGUUGUUUCACUUGGCUUAUGAUGUUUGUCAUGAGUUGUGUAUUCCUUUUUGUUGUUUUGUUGAUCCGUAUAACCUGAGGGACCUCAAGAAAUGCAUACAUAUCUUCUUGUUUGGAUCAUUGUUUUAUAUAUGUUCUAAAGAGGCAAGUUAGUCUAUGUAUUAAUAAUAUGUAAAAUAUAGAUAGCUUUCUUGAUAGUGAUAAUUCCUGUUAUCCAUUUUUAUAACGCUAAUAGGAUCUAAAUUUUCCUAGAGGACCUUUGUAAGGGGAUUUCCAAAAAAUGGCACCAAAUAUUAAAGUGACAGAGUCAACAUCAAAUGAGGAAUUUGAUAAUUCCUGUUAGCCAUUUUUAUAACGCUAAUAGGAUCUUAAUUAUUCCUA
Molecule: messenger RNA, 1446 nt
Organism: Cryptomeria japonica (Japanese cedar)
Lineage: Eukaryota; Viridiplantae; Streptophyta; Pinopsida; Cupressales; Cupressaceae
Exons: 8
Coding region: 398-1144 (248 amino acids)
Biological process (GO): retrograde vesicle-mediated transport, Golgi to endoplasmic reticulum
Cellular component (GO): endoplasmic reticulum; SNARE complex
Molecular function (GO): SNAP receptor activity
Source: RefSeq, a predicted model, not a curated record